Messenger RNA from Manduca sexta (tobacco hornworm), 1607 nucleotides. RefSeq lists its product as uncharacterized. The transcript has 11 exons. Bases 1 to 1461 code for a protein of 486 amino acids. Lineage: Eukaryota; Metazoa; Arthropoda; Insecta; Lepidoptera; Sphingidae. The record is from RefSeq and is a predicted model, not a curated record.
AUGGCGAAAAAGAAAAUAGAAAUAUUUAUUGAAAACCAGAAAGUAACGAAGGUAUUACGAGGUGUCAACAGCUUGAAGUUCGCUGAAGUAGCCAAGCAAGAGUUGUAUUACUACAAAAACCAACUAGAGGGCGUUGUUUUCGAUCGGCCUAUGUACGAAAUAGACGAACCCACACCUGAUGAAAUGGAUUGGAUGAACGCUCGAGCAGCGGUAAAGGAGCAAGAGAUUAUAUCUUCUACUGCUCGUCGCGUGGCUCGUCAAGCGGCACGGAAGCGGCACCGAGCCGAGCUGAUGGUACCACAUCUGCGAGAAUUGAACUUCGUACUCUUCUGGCCUCAUUGCAAGCAUGCGCAUCCUGAGCUGUAUGAAAGAUGGGAUGUGAACAACAUAAUAAUGGUAGGUCGUGAAGAAAUACAAUUGACUAAGGAAAUAGCACUGGAUAUAUUGUACGCUGGUGACGCGCCGAUAAACGAAGCGUCCAUGUACGAACUGUUGAACGGCGAAGCUUUAGCGAUAUGCUUCAGAUUGCUCGACACAGAGAAACAUUUCGUUUCUUUAGUACGUAAAAUCCUUUACGAAGAGAUACCGCAAUACGAUGAAAACAAGAGUUUAGAAGACCAACUGCCGGCUAUGACUGCAUUCGAUUUUUACAAAAGUUAUAGCCCGACAAAAGAGGAGAUAUUGCAACGAAAACAAGAAGAAAGGAUGAAACAGAAGGAAGAAAUCAAAGAGAAUCGGGCUCGGCGACUCUCUGAGAUGCAACGUCUGGCCCGCCAAGCUAUCGAGGAGGCAAGAGAGCGUAAGAGAGCUGAAAAAGAACAACAUAAGUUGGAACUGUUAAAAGCUGGGAACCUUUCUGCCUUAGAGCAGUUGAAAAUGGAACCAAGUGAAGAAAAUAUAUCAAUCGUUGUUCCAGAGCAACUCUCAGAUGAAGAAGUGAGCGAUGAAGAAGAAAUCGACAUAGGCUACUGUCCCCCUCCAGGUCUAUUGAUACCUGGCUUCUAUGCCCCUCCAAACGACAUCGCUAAGGCUAACGCGUUGGCCAUUUUAUUUCCUAAGUUGGUCCAUGAGCACGUGACACCUCAAUCCGAGUUCCUGCCGCCUCACGUUUUAGUCAUGCUUGAUAUAAACAAACGGUACAAAGCUAUUGAUGUCCUGAAGCAUCACCGAAAUGCUGUAUUACACUUCGGUGUGUUCAGAUGCGAAUCGCCUUACAAAAGUGUUUUCACAGCGCAUAGCGUUAAGCAAUACGACACUAUAAUAGAUAAUGAUUCUAAGAAAUCUGUUGACGCAAAAAUAGCAGUCAUGCUGUCCGUGGAAUCUGAUCUGUCGCUCCUGGAGUUGAUGGACCUGGGACCGUGCCACGUCAGCCGCGACGUCCGCGCUGGCGAGGAAGAGUGCGCCGCCAUGUUCCCUGUGGAAUACGGGGACGAAUUUCCAGAAUUUGAAGAUUUCGAUUAGCAAUUUUAGAGUCCAAAAUUGUGUCCCAAAGCAUUGUUUAUUUGUUUCAAAGACCGUUAAGAUCUUUUUUUAUUUUCUAAAAUUGUGUUUAUAGAUUGAUUGUUUGGAAUCUUUGUGUUGUUUGUAAUAGAUGUACAUGAGACUAA